Biomphalaria glabrata is the source of this 1996-nucleotide messenger RNA. Its product is annotated as multiple epidermal growth factor-like domains protein 6. Bases 47 to 931 code for a protein of 294 amino acids. Gene Ontology annotation, molecular function: scavenger receptor activity. The record is from RefSeq and is a predicted model, not a curated record. Lineage: Eukaryota; Metazoa; Mollusca; Gastropoda; Planorbidae. The transcript has 8 exons.
AAGUAAUCCCUAUCUAGGUCAUAGAACGGAAGUGAAACAUUUCAAGAUGGAGAGUUCACGUCUUGCGGUCUGUUUCCUGAUGCUGUUUGUUUUGCCAGUAAUUAAAUCUCAUGAAUGUAAACUGGGAUACUAUGGACACACAUGUGAGAAUAAGUGUGGGGAGUGCGUCGGUGGCCCGAUCUUUUGUGACCCUGGAAGUGGACAUUGUUAUAAUGGAUGUGCUUGGGGCUACAGAGGAAAGACAUGCACAGAAAAAUGUCCUCCUGGAACUUAUGGCGUCUCUUGCAGUAGUACAUGUUCCCCCAACUGCUUGGACCCGAUCUGUGACUUCAGGAGAGGCAACUGUACGCAACGUGGCUGUAAGGCUGGUUACAUGGGUAAAGACUGCACCAAAGCUUGCCCGGUGGGUUACUAUGGGGACAAGUGUGCGUCUCGUUGUGCCUGCGUUGAGGACUGCGGAUGUGACCAUGUCAAUGGCACCUGUUUCUCUCUAGAUCAAUGUCACACUCAUGACCCUAAGGCUAAGGCAGGUCAAUCCCGCUGGCAAAGAGCCGAGUCUAUAGAGAAGAGAGAGGCACAGCAAGAGACAAUUGGUCAACAGACAAACACUGUAAAAACACCACAGGGUCCAGCAGAUGACGAAGGAACGGCAGGCGAGACUAAAGAACGCGAAAGUGCAGGCACACAGAUGAUGUGCUCAAAGUUGGAGAAAGAGUUCUCUGAUUUAAAGGAGAAAUUAAAUAACAAAGUGGACAUCCCCCUGUGGCCACUCGUGGUAUUACUAGCCAUUAUCUCAAUCAUACUCAUUGCUAUUGGACUUUGGGACAUGCUACAGCAGUACAAACGUGAGGUCUACAUGGCGCAAUGGGAGAAAGAAAAUCUGGACAAGCCACUGGAAGAGGCUGCCCUAUUAGCCCAAUCGGUGGAUUGAUUCAAGUGCAGUCACACACUUGCUUGCUCUCUUAGCACUGACUGAUGAUAGAUUGAUGCUCUGUCCAUUGCUCAGCUUUGUUUAGGCACAGCCUGGUGAUGAAUUAAUGUGUCUCUUUAUCUCUAUACCUCUCUCUUUCUGUCUCUUUAUUUCUAUACUUCUCUCUCUCUCUCUCUCUCUUUCUACCUCUUUUAUAGACCUAUAGACCUCUUUCCAUCUCUCUCUCUCUGUCUGCAUUUUUCAUCUGUAUACCCCGCUCUCUCUCUUUCUCUCUCUGCCUCUCUCUAUACCGCGCUCUCUCUGCCUAUCUCUCUAUAUAUAGAUAUGACUCUUUUUUUCUCUCUAUGCCUAUCUUACUUUUACUCUCUAUGUCUCUCUUUCUAUGCCUUUCUCUUAUGCAUCUCUGUCUACGUCUCUCUCUCUCUCUCUCUCUCUGCCACUUUCUUUCUUUCUCAGUGUUCUUGUUUCUUUUGUUCAUCUUACCUGCCAUUUUCCUUCACUCUUCACUUGGACAGUUCACAUCUAAAUUCACAUCUGGAUCACUUCCUACGUGAGCCCAGUGAGUAGAUAAUCACGUGAUAACAGACUGCCCUACCACCCGCCAGUCUUGCUUGGUGAAUGAUUUGUCACCUGGGUACUUUCCUGACAUGAGAUCUGACCGUUUACUCUGUAGCACACCCUUGGAUAUAACUAUGUUGAGCUUUGUAUACUUAUUAUUUUAUUAUUUAGAAAUCAGAUUUAAUAAUUACAUAAAUUGCUUCAUUGUCUAUUAUUUGGGCUAUUAUUUGGGCUAUAAAAAAAAAGAGAACUCGCCGUUUAGUCUAAUUACCGAGUUAAUGGAAUGAGAUAUAAUCUGCACAGCUGGUGUGCAUUGCAGCUGGCUCCGGUGUUGGUGGAAUAAGUUUCCUUUACUUCAGUAAGCAGAAGUUGUCAGUAAAAGGGCCAAUCAAACCAUUUUUUUUUUUGUUAAUUGUAGGCUUGUUAAUAAGUUAACAUGUAAAAUAAACUUUUUGAUUAUGAAAAUGACGCUGUGUUUCUUAAUUAAACGUUCUAUUUGAUUACACA